AUGUCACGUCAAAUGUCUGACGAUCCCUAUGGACCAUCUCGUCAUCAUGUAACUCUUCAAUCGCAUCAAUCAUCGAAUAGUUCAUCUAGACGAAAUAUACCUCCAGCACCAAGAGAUUUUGCUUCUCAAUCUACCUUUCAAUCCCAUCCGCAAAGAAAUAUUGCGUUUCCUCCUUCUCAUUCUUCUCAUCACUAUCAUGGAGAAUAUUCAGACUCCGAUGGAUAUCCAAAUUCAAUAAGAUUAUCAUCCAAUCGUAUGAACAAUGUAUAUGACAAUCAACCGGAUCGACCAUAUCGAUUAGAACCUCCUCCUAUGCAUUCGCCUGUACGUCAUUCUCAAUCAUAUCAUGCUGACCAUCAAAAUCUUUCGCAUUCAUCUAAUCGUCAUUAUUUUAAUAGUCAACACCCAUCACCAGACUAUUCUUUGGCUUCUCAAGUAUAUCGUCAUGAUCAAAAUUAUCCAACAUAUGAAAGAAAUUCUGAUCAAUAUGAUCGAAGAUAUCAUCGAGAAGAAACUCAUCCCUCCCAAUCCUAUCCACUACAUUCAACUUUUUUUGGCGAACAUAGUUCACCCUUCCGCAAUGAUGAUGUUGAUCGUUCAACUUUAGAUCCAAUGAGUCUAUUUGCUGCUGCAUUGAUGAUGGGAAGGCCUGAUGUUUUUACUGCUCCUGGUGCUCUUCAUAUUCACUUUGGGGACCUAUUCGAUUUACUUCCUCGUGGUGAGCCACCUUCCGUUGGUCUAUGUGACAAUGAUAUCGAACGUUUACCUACGAUGGCCUAUCGAAAAACAAGUAAAUCGAGCUCCACUGACGAGAAAUGUGCAAUUUGUUUAAGUGAAUAUAAAACUGGUGAAAUUGUCAAACGUUUACGAUGCAAACAUUUCUUUCAUCCCGAAUGUAUUGAUCCAUGGCUAAAGACAUCAACGCAAUGCCCAAUCUGUCGUCGUCAACAAACUGAUUAA
Molecule: messenger RNA, 960 nt
Organism: Rotaria sp. Silwood1
Lineage: Eukaryota; Metazoa; Rotifera; Eurotatoria; Philodinida; Philodinidae
Source: the annotation of a GenBank genome assembly